GACGACAUGCAGGGCAGGGUGCAGAGCGCAGGCGCACUAAUCUCGGAGGCUCCGGAGUGGGGGUUCAGGAGCUGGGUGGCCUGACCAUGGCGCUCAACAGGAACCACUCAGAGAGCAGAGUGAUUGUCAACAAUACAGAGAACAUUCUAAUGACCUAUGAUCAUGUGGAGCUCUCCUUCAGUGACAUGGAUCAUAUGACAGAUCCCUUCAAAGGAACCAAGAAAGGCAGCCUCUAUUUAACUCCUUACAGAGUUAUUUUUCUGUCCAAGGGGAGAGAUUCCAUGCAGUCAUUCAUGAUGCCAUUUUACCUAAUGAAGGACUAUGAGAUCAAGCAGCCUAUGUUUGGUGCAAAUUACAUCAGGGGAACAGUGAAGGCAGAAGCAGGAGGUGGCUGGGAAGGAUCAGCUGUUUACAAAUUGACCUUUGCAGCAGGAGGUGCCAUUGAGUUUGGACAGCGAAUGCUACAGGUCGCCUCCCAAGCUUCAGUCCCUAAUGGAGCUUAUGAAUACUCUUACAUGCUCAAUGGAGCCUAUGCUUUUCCCAUGCCAGCCGCCAAUGGAAUGUACCCAAACCCUCCAAGCUAUCCCUAUGCUCCACCUCCACCUGAGUUUUAUCCAGGAUCUCCUAUGAUGGAUGGAGCUAUAGGGUACAUGCAGCCCCCACCACCUCCAUAUCCUGGGCCCAUGGAGCCACCUGUUGCAGGUGGCCCUGAUGUACCAUCUACCCCUGCAGCUGAAGCAAAAGCUGCCGAAGCUGCUGCCAGCGCCUACUAUAAUCCUGUCAAUCCCCAUAAUGUCUACAUGCCCACGGAUCAGCCCCCACCACCUCCAUACUACCCCCCAGAGGACAAGAAGACCCAAUAGAUGCACCUACAGUCUCCUCAUCACUCACUUGGUCCCUUAUUCCCCCAGAGCUGAGUUUGGAUUUGGUGGGGAGGCUUUUGUCAGACCUGACCUUUCCCUCUAGGUCUGUGUGUAGAUAGCAGUAACAAACAUGGAGAGAAAGGGAGUAGCUUGGGAGAGUUCCAGCUGGCCUAGAGACACUAAUACCUCUCCUCCACCUUCGUCAAUGGGACUUUCCAUUGGAGUCGCCAUUUCCAAUUUACUCCUAUUGCAUUAACACAGCAUCCCAUAAAAGAGGGAUGGUUCCUGUCCAGCUUCUCAGCUUCUCCCCAGAACUCUUAUUUUUUUUAUUUUUUCAUUCAUUUUGGACUAUACUUGUGGCUCCUCUCAGCUCAGAUCAGCAGAAUUAUCUUUCUCCCAGCCCUGGGAAGUUGGUUUGAACUCAUGGCCUAAAGGUCCCCUUCCAGUUCCUAUCCACAUUCCAUCACCACUCUCCAGCUACGAAGCCCAGUCCAAGUUUCCAGUGUGAUACAAGAUUGGACAGUGGCUUGCCCUCAAGAGCCCCAUCUUUUCCAUUCCUCUCCCUUUGGGGUAUCACAUCUGUUCAGAUUUCCCUGGUUUUUUUAUAGCCCCACCACUUUGUUGUGGGUUUUGAUUGUGAGCCUGGGAUACCCAGGGUGGAUACCCAGAGGGGGAGGGGGAGGGGAGGGAGGAGAAUAAAGGGAAGACUGCUCAGCUGGGGAGAAAACAUAUAAAUGAUUGCUUGGCUUUGCUCCCUUGUAUUCCUAACUCAUGCUUUUAGAGGGUCUUGAGGAUCCCUCCUGUGCUCUGUGAGCUGCCUAGGCUCAGAGCUAAAGAUUGCACAACCUUUCCCACCCUCCUUAGGGCUCCUCGCUGGCGGAAAUCAGGUGUACCUGGGGCCUGGAUUAGUCCUGAGUAAAAAGUAUCUGUUGUCAGUCCCAAUUCAGUUCUCAUCUCUUUAAGCUUCUUGCACCUGAUUGGUGACUCUCCCCUGGAUGCACUAACUUCCUUUGAUUUCCUCUUACUGGCCAGAGUGUGAGAAGAUCUUUAUUUAAAGAGAACUCCCUAUUUAUUUGAACAAAAAUCCGGUUAACAUAUUAAUGUGAAAUAAACCCUCUUGCACCUUGAUUUGUUUGCCAAAACUAUGAUGCAGUAAAGAUGAAGUAGCUUGACAAAAAAGAAAAGAAAAGAAAAGAAGAUGGAAAUACACAUUAAGUGCUAUAAAAUGGUUCAUACUCAUUAACCCAAGGAUUCCAUUAUUACGAGCAUUAUUGAGAGGGUAAAAAACUGAGUAUAUAUGAAAAUAUUCAUGGCACCUUUGUUUGUAAUGACAAAAUAAUUCAAAAUUACACAAAUACAAUGGUUGGAGGAAAUGACUAAAAAUAUUGUGAUAUCUGAAUGGAACCGAUUGUAUUAUGUUAUUAGAAAUGAUAAAUAAUAGCAAUAUAAGGGAAAUAUAUGAAGAGAUAAAAGAGAAUAAGAAGAAUACAUGCUAUGAUUACAUUUAUUAAAAUAAUAUAUAUCCACAAAAUCAGGAGAAAAAAGUAAAGUAAAACAGAUCCAAAAGGAACUCAAAAGCAGAGAAUAUUUAUAUUAGCACAUAUACAUAAUUCACAGUUUUAAACAAAUGUGAACAAUGUGGAAUUUGUAGUUUUGCACAUGAUUUUUCAUCUUACAUUUGUUUAUUUGUUGUUGUUGUUGAUAGUUAUUAAAUAUAUGAUAUAAUAACAAAUAAUUUAAAUAAUAAAAAGUUUCCAUAAAUUUCUCUGGGGGCACCCAGAGAGUUUCCUGAUUGCCCUAA
Molecule: messenger RNA, 2664 nt
Organism: Monodelphis domestica (gray short-tailed opossum)
Lineage: Eukaryota; Metazoa; Chordata; Mammalia; Didelphimorphia; Didelphidae
Source: RefSeq, a predicted model, not a curated record